AUGGCGGACAACAACAACAGACCAGGCGCAGUCUACAAAGACCUGCUGCCCAUCCCCGUGCCCUCAGACACGACAGCCACGACGGACCCGCUCAAGGAAGAGCCCGCGGCGCCAACACUCCGCGACGAGCCGACGCUGUCGCACGCCCUCGCCAUGGCGGGCGACGCCGAGCCGGAAGCCGUAGCACCGCCCAUGAACGGCGAAGAGGCGACGGCAACGACGGCGGCGGCGAACAAGGGCGCGGCGCAGCGCGCGCACGACGCCGAGGUGGUCAACCUGGGCUGGCACGAGCCGAAGCAGGAGAUUGUGGAGCCGCUGGUGGGCGGCAUGGACAACGACGAGCUGUGGCUGCUGGUGCGGCGCUUCAACAAGCAGAUUUACCACGUGAAGCAGUACGACAGGCCGGUGCCGGGGAAUUUGGACUUGAACAUUGCGGAGGAGGAGGAGUUCAGCCCGGAUAAGUUGAGGGCGAAUGUGGAGAGGUUGUACAUGACGGUGAUUAUCGGGAUGCUGGGUGCGGGGAAGCAGGUCGCGAGGCUGAGGAGCUGGAGAGAGACGAGGAGAACGGCUUGGUUUUGCACGGCCUACUUCGUCGCUUGGAUUUUUGACUGCCUGGUGCCUCUCUUUGCCGCCACCAUAGUCACCUUGAUCGCGUACCCUCCUUCGCGGGACUUCCUGUUCCCGCCGGCACCCAUUGCGCUCGUGGACUCAAAGACGGGCGGCGUCCAGAAGCCGAAGGCGGGCGUACUGGGCAGCCAUGACAGCGCAACUGGCGCGCCUGAGAACCACAAGGGCGAGGCGGUCGAGCAAGAGGCGAGCAACUUCGUCAACGGUCUCGCUUCCGUCACUCUCAGCAGCGUCGCCGGCAAGCACCCUCAGGCGGAUCCGCCUGCCGAGGGUGGCUCGCCUCAGGAUACAACGCCAGACCCCACCGCUCUUGCCAUGGGAGUUGCCAAUGCGAAGGACGCGGCCGGUGGAGAUAAGCCGACGGCCAAGCACGACAAAACGAAGGUGCCCAUGGAGACGGCUAUGUGGUCGAAGAUGAGGCCCGUCAUGCACGGACUCGCAGAAGUGACGGACACGUGGGAGAGGUUUGCAAACGCCCUCUCUCCGACCCCGCCCUUCCCCCGAAACACAUACCGCUUCCGCCUCGCGAUGGUCGUGGCGCCGCUCCUCCUGAUGUCCUUCUUCAUCACCUCGUACAUGUUCGUCAAGGGCAUCACCUUCGGCGCCGGCUUCGGCUUCUUCGGCGACCCGGUCAUCGCGCGCGGGCUGGCCUGGCUCAACCACGCCUUCCCGCACUGGCAGCGCCUGCUCGAGAUGCGCAACACGCUGCUCAAGGGCGUGCCGACCAACGCGCAGCUCACCCUCACGCUGCUCCGCGUGGGCGAGGCCAACAAGGCGCCGCUCCCGCCGCCGCCCUCGGCCUCGUCGCCGCCGCCCGACGCGCCCGCCGCCGUCACGGACGACCAGCUGCGCUCGACGGGCGCGGACCCGCCGCUCAACGCCACGGCCGCCGAGCUCGACGCCGCCAUGGCGCAGCCCGACGAGCGCGUCGCGCACGAGACGGCGGGCGGGGACAUCGACGCGGCCAAGGCCAAGGCGCACGGCCGCAGGGGGUCGCGCAUCCUCAACUUCUUCCGCGGCACCACAAAGGGCGUCGUCGAGACGGCCAUCGGCGCCGACAAGGUCAAGGCCAAGACGGGGUCCGACAGGGCAAAGGACCGCCUCGGCGUGGCGGAGCGCCGCAGCGAGGGCGAGCGCAAGAGCGGGCCCAUCAGCUUCAAGGGCAGGUGUCACGGCCGGAGGGGCGCCGUGUACAUCACGACGAAGGCGACGAUCCCGUGCGUGGCGUUCAGCACCGAGGAGAAGAAGGUGGAGAGGCAGCAGCGGGCGAAGAUGGAUCGUCAUCGGGGAAGCAGCGAGAGCGAAGGCAGCGGCAGCGGCAGCGGCAAGAGCACCCCCAAGGAUGCCGUGCACCCGGCGUGGAGCGUGCCGGUGGCGGAGAUCCGGGAGCUGAAGAAGAUUGGCGGCUACGGGUGGAAGACCAAGCUGGUCGUGGGCUGGGCGAUGAACAGGGAGGUGGCUGACGGCCUGGAGAUUACGGACAAGACGGGUGCCGUGUGGAAGGUGACGGCGCUGCCGCUGAGGGACGAGCUGUUCAAUCGCUUGGUGGCCAUGGGUGGGCAGAAAUGGGAGGCUUGGUAG
Diplodia corticola is the source of this 2208-nucleotide messenger RNA. RefSeq lists its product as uncharacterized. The record is from RefSeq and is a predicted model, not a curated record. Bases 1 to 2208 code for a protein of 735 amino acids. NCBI's taxonomy places the organism in Eukaryota, Fungi, Ascomycota, Dothideomycetes, Botryosphaeriales, Botryosphaeriaceae. The transcript has 3 exons.